UGGCGGGGGAGUGCUGGACACUUUGUACCUUUAUGUCCCGAUGGUAGAGCAGCGAUGGUAGCUUUCUGAUGUAACCGCCAUGUGGCCGAGAGUCUUCAUCACCUUCGUCUUGACGCUGCAGGGCUCCCAGCCAGCUUCAGUCUUUCUGGAGCCACAGAAGGCCCAUGGCGUCCUGGUCCGGACCCGGCGCUACAACUCCGGCUGGUUUGAGGAGCUGAAAAUGGGAGAUCUAGAGCGGGAGUGUCUGGAGGAGACAUGUAGCUUUGAAGAGGCCAGAGAGGUGUUUGAACACACGGAGCUGACGAACGAGUUCUGGAAGAAGUACUCUGUCCCUGACAGCUGUAAGUCUAGUCCCUGUCAGAACGGCGGGACCUGCAUCCUGGACGGAGCGUCCUAUGCCUGCUUAUGUCUUCCUCAGUUCAGAGGACUCAACUGUGACCUCGAGCAGCAGCAGGAGUCUGACAGCUGUCUGCUGCAGAACGGAGGCUGUGAACAUUUCUGCCAUGAGGACGACUAUGGACGAAGACUAGCGUGUUCGUGCGCUGGAGGGUACCACCUGGAGGCUGACGGGCGGAGCUGCAUCUCAACAGAGCCGAUAGCGUGCGGCAUGAUUCCUGUCCUACGGGACGUGACCGGAAACAGCCAUCUGCUGAGGAUUGUGGGAGGGACGGAGUGUCCGAAGGGUGAAUGCCCCUGGCAGGUUUUGCUGAAGUAUAAAGGCGAAGGUUUCUGUGGAGGAGUGAUUUAUGAACCAACAUGGAUCCUCACAGCCUCUCACUGCCUCACUGACACUGACCCACGGUUCCUGAAGGUGGUUGCAGGCGAACACGACACCAGGGUUAACGAGUCUACUGAGCAGGUCAUCCAAGUCGAGGAGAUCAUUAUGCACCAGAACUAUGUGAUGAGAACCGUUGACAACGACAUCGCCCUCCUUCGCCUAGCGUCUCCGAUAGUUUACUCGCCAUACGCAGUCCCCAUCUGCCUGCCGACGCGAACACUGGCAGAACGUGAGCUCUGGGCGGUGGACCUGCACACAGUGAGCGGUUGGGGGAAGCGGAGCGAGAACGGGCCCAUCUCCGUCCUCCUCAGGCGUACCAAGGUGCCGCGCAUACGAAAGCAGACCUGUGUGGAGCAAAGCGGCGUGCCGCUCACCGAGAACAUGUUCUGUGCCGGAUACUUUGACGGUCGGAGUGACUCGUGUAAAGGCGACAGCGGCGGUCCACUGGUGACCAAGUAUAAGAAAACAUAUUUCCUGCUGGGGAUCGUGAGCUGGGGGAAGGGCUGCGCCCGACCAGGCAACUACGGCAUCUACACUCGAGUGUCCAACUACCUGGAGUGGAUCCACAACCAAACAGCAACACCGGCUCAGAGGGAAAUCCCCACGGAGACGGUCCCCGGCUCUGCUACAGUUACUCUACAAUAACUUUCCCAGAA
Cyprinodon variegatus (sheepshead minnow) is the source of this 1434-nucleotide messenger RNA. Its product is annotated as coagulation factor VII-like. Gene Ontology annotation, molecular function: calcium ion binding; serine-type endopeptidase activity. The coding region runs from base 80 to 1423 and encodes 447 amino acids. Gene Ontology annotation, cellular component: extracellular region. The transcript is spliced from 8 exons. Lineage: Eukaryota; Metazoa; Chordata; Actinopteri; Cyprinodontiformes; Cyprinodontidae. Gene Ontology annotation, biological process: proteolysis; blood coagulation. The record is from RefSeq and is a predicted model, not a curated record.